Messenger RNA from Amphiprion ocellaris (clown anemonefish), 5465 nucleotides. RefSeq names its product poly(ADP-ribose) polymerase family member 10 (gene parp10). The record is from RefSeq and is a predicted model, not a curated record. Gene Ontology annotation, cellular component: nucleus; cytoplasm. The transcript has 11 exons. Gene Ontology annotation, molecular function: NAD+ poly-ADP-ribosyltransferase activity; nucleic acid binding; transcription corepressor activity. Bases 128 to 3727 code for a protein of 1199 amino acids. Gene Ontology annotation, biological process: negative regulation of gene expression. NCBI's taxonomy places the organism in Eukaryota, Metazoa, Chordata, Actinopteri, Pomacentridae.
CUGAAAUAAAUCGUUUUCUUGUCGUAAGCCGUUUCUUGUUGGUGUAAACAUGGCCACUGCAGCGGCUGGUUUCACUUUCUGGUUGGCAGAAUGACAGCGCUGACUCGUGCUGUUGUUGAACUUCAGGAUGCCUGUUGAAAGCCCAGAGGAGAGGACGGUGGAGGUGCUGCAGCUGCCUGAGGAUGUGGAUGAGGAGCUGCUGUGCCUGUACUUUGAGAAUAAGCGGCGCUCAGGGGGAGGUCCACUUAUAUCCGUGGAGAAGAAUGGUAACCGUGCUGUACUGGUGUUUGAAGAGGCACAAGCUGCAGCCCGAGUGCUGUCUAAAGGGCACCAUGUUCUGCAUAACGUCGAGCUGAGUGUGAGAAAACCUGCCACAAAGGACCGAUGCAGACUGCUGCUGCGGGGGAUCAACCCCAGCACCGUCACAGAGAUGAUAGAGCUCUACGUGGAGAACAUGAUGGGGCUGAAUGUGAAUGACUACAUGCUGCACCCCUCACCGGAGAGAGAUUUAAUCCUCAUUCAUCUCAGCCAACCCCUCUCAAAAGAUUUCCAAACUCUUAGCACAAAUAUCUCCAGGAGGACACUUGACAGAGCCAAGGUAUCUCUUGAACAGAUUGAGGAAACUGACUCGGUGUUAGUGGAGAACCUGCACCCCGGCACCACUCCAGACGUGCUCACUUUGUACUUUCAGAGUGAACGAGGUGGGAAUCAGAAAGUGAGGGAGGUCACCAUGCUAUCAGAGGGUACCGCAAAGGUGUCCUUUGCUAACUGUGAAUCUGUAAACCCUGUCCUGGAUCGCACACACAAGCUGGACGCUGCAGACCUAGUAGUGAAGCCUUUCUUUGACUUUCUUCAAAAAAAUUCAGCAUCACAAAACCCUGACACUAAAAGCCAAGAUAUCACUGUGGGGACUUCUGAGGAUAUGAAUGAUGUUCAGAUGCAGACCAGUCCUGCCGUUGUUGCCAGUUCCAGCAGUCACUCCUCCUGUCAGACAGACAUGGAGCCACUUGUUGCCCAUGAAACAGCAAAAGAGAUGGCAGACGAACUCAUGGAGGAUCAAAAUGCAGAUCCACUAUCUAGCCAUAUUGCUGUUACAGACCCAGUAAAACUUGCUUUGUUUCAACGCAGCACCUUUCAGGAGGAUUUAAAGAAGGCUACCCCAAAUUUUACCAUUCAAGUUAAAGAUGAUGGUGUGCACAUUGCAGGACAUGACAGACUACAAGUGCAGCAACUGAAACAAACCAUUUGGGAAUUUUUUGGCAACAUAACAAAGACUCAUAUCACCCUAGAGCCAGAAAUUGCUCAGUUCCUUGCGAGAAAAGAUGUAAAAAAACAGCUCCUAGAAACCUUGAAUCAAACCGGCUCACCUACUGUGUACACUGUAACAAACUGUAAAGUUACGGUUAUAUCUAUAUCGCAAAACUCAGCCAACCAGGCAUGUAGCCUUUUAAAAUCACAAGUGUGUCACUUCAGCAUACCUGUGGACAUAGAAUACGAGUGCAUGCUGUAUUGCAGAGAGUGGUCUGAGUUCCUGGAGGCUCUGGAUUUCUGUUCUGCAAAGGUGUCAGAACGAGGACAGAAUAUUGAUGUUUUGACUCUGAAAGGGAUGGAGAAUGAGAAACAGACUGCAAUUCUGGAGUUUUUGACUACGCCCAUUGAAAGGGAGACGGUCAUCUCUAUGGAGCCAGGCAUGCUGAAGUACAUUCAGAACCAUUGCCAUCAGCUGUUGGCUGACAUGGAUCAAGUGUCUAUUUUUCCACUAGAGGGUGAAGAUGUGUGUGGUUUAAAGAUUCAUGGCCAUGCCGUUGCUUGCCAAAUGGCAGAGGAGGUGCUGCAAGGUGUGGUCUCCUCUAUCUGCACCAGAACCAUCACAGUAAACGCUCCAGGAGUGGCCCGCUUUUUAGAUGAUGAGGAGUGCAAAAGCAUUCUGAAAGAGAUGGAGACUAAGUUUCAAGUGUACAUCAGCACGAAGCAUGUACCUUGGCAGCCCCUGUCCUACGAGGACUUUUUAGUAACUGGAUGGAAGAUGAUGUCCCACCACAACUUCCCGAGAGUGUCGAUGGAUGGUUCUUUACAAGAGUUAAAAACAGAUUCAGUGCAAACUGAUCAUGAUGGAACUGCAGACAAAGGUCUGUUAGAGGAGGCAAAGAGAAUCGUCUCAGCUAUUGAUGAAGGAAUGGAGGAGGGUGUGUCCGCUUCAGACCAGGUCGAAGACAUGGACAAUGUUGACCUAUACACUGCAGAGGAACUAACUGACCAGGCCUCUGAUGUGACAGCUGUCAAUGCUUCUGAAUUGAGUGCUACGAGACCUCAACCUAGUGAUAGUACUGCAGGCCUUUCUACCGAUCUGGAAGAAGAGGCUCAACUGUCUUUAGCCAUCCAGUACUCUAUGGAAUCAAGCCAUUGGUCCCAGGAGAAUGAAGAGGAAGAGCUGCAAAAAGCAUUAGAGUUGUCUAAGAAAAUGAUCCAAAAUACAAGAUCAUCUACUGAGACUGAGAGGAGCCCUCAGGUGAACCAGCUGCAGCACAGCAGUAUGCACACUGCCUUUCGGAAAGCAGUCCAGGCAGCCAACACCGUCCAGAUUGAAGUGUUUGCCGGUUAUAGUUGUGACUUAAUUCGGGUCGACAUAGCUUUUGGAAAGAAGGUCAGCCAGAGACAGGCAGAGGAGAAAGUGGAGCACAGGACCUUAAGAAACCUGUCCACGUACCACAAGAAGUGUCUGGAGGUGAUCGAGAGGAAGCAUGCGGUCCAGGUUCAGAUUCAGGGUAGCAUAGUUACCAUUUCUGGAUUCAAGAUUUUUGUGUAUGGAGCAAUGUGCGAUUUGAAGCUGCUGAUGGACAAAAUCUCCAAUUCCAUCUCUGACCGCGAAAUCCUGAAGACUGUCCAGUGGGUGCAGCACGAUCCAGCGUCCUCAGACACAGUUCCUUACUGUGCCGAGGCUAUAGUAUUCAUUGAGAAUGCUUUUAGAAUGAAGCUGGAAAAGGUGGACAUAUUACUCGACAAUCAGCCCCACAUUAUCAACUUUGAAAAGAUGCACGAAUACAACAUAGCUUCGGGGAAAUCUGUAAAAAUCUCCAGGAAGAUGCUUGAAUUAGAUGAACUCAAUGAAGAAUUACCAGAAGAGGAAUACUCUCUGCUGUCCAACAUGCCCGAAGCGACAAAGGUCGACGAGGAAUCUGAUGAAUUUCAGAAUGUGGUGAAGAGGUUCUAUGAGAGCAUACAGGAAUACCACAGCAAAAUCAGAAUCAUACAGGUGGAGAAGCUCAUGAACCGACUGCUGUACAACCAGUACAAGUUGAAGAAGGCCAGUGUGCUGCAGCGGGCCACAUACCCGGACAUUGAACGGACUCUCUACCAUGGCACAAGUGACACGAGCGUAAAGGAGAUCUGCAUUCAUGGAUUCAACAGAAGCUUCUGUGGAAAGAAUGCCACCGUCUACGGCCAGGGCGUGUAUUUUGCCGUCAACUCCGCUCUGUCCGUCCAGGAUCAGUAUUCACCCCCGAACGCAGAUGGAUACAAGUAUAUUUUUGUGUCCAAGGUUCUGACAGGAGACUUCACCAAAGGCUGCCAUUCAAUGAAGACAGCCCCGCUGAAGGAGACCGGUGAUAUUCCCCUGAGAUAUGACAGCGUCACCGAUGACAUUACUAAGCCGUCGAUGUUCGUCAUCUUCAACGACACACAAGCUUUCCCAGAAUAUCUCAUUACCUGUCAGAGGAUCCACCGCUGAGGGAAUGGAUUAGUCACAACAUCAUAAACCAAAUAUUUGGAGAAAGACUGCUUUUGUUUUAGUGUUUCUACCUUGAUUUGUAAAGGGCUAAAGCGUUAUCAUCAAUCAUGAACAAACUUUCAUGAAGUACUUCUUUGUUUAGUGUUUCUCCCGCUGAGUUCUUCACUUCAGUCGGUUCUGAUUUGGAAACAAACCUACUAGCUGAUCCUAAAAAGCCCACUUUAAUUACGCAACUUUGGAGAUGCACAAUACAGCCUUCACGGUUUUUCCAUCGUGUGGCUCAGCAAUUAUCGCAUGAUUGUAUUAGCCAGUGUGGUUCUUGUUGGCAAUGCUUACGUACAGCCGUGCUUAAACUUUCAAGCAUCCAAAUUAUGUUGUAUGUAUGAUUUAAAAGUCAACCACAAUUAAUCUGACCUACGUAGUACGUGCAUUUCCUGAAUAUAUGUAAUUGUAUUGAUGUAAAUAUGACAGGCAGUUUUAAUUUGUAAAUCCUUACUUGGCUGGCAGCGCUAAAGUCUGCGGUCUGACUGCCUUGACCAGUGGUACCAGUUAUGUUUGUGUACCAGCUGCAAAACAUGCCAUGGUUCUUGAUUGUCAUCUUCCACUUCUUGUUCUUUACAUAGUGUAAGCACAGGUGGCAGAAUUUGUGUAUAUCAUGAUUGAUUCAUAGUGCCUGUUUCAUUUUUUUUCCAAGUGUUCUGAUCUCUACGGCAAUGCUUUUGAUUUGUUUAAAUCUGUGACUACUUACCAGGAAUGUGUGGAUCAUAGAUCUUUUUUGUUUUUCAUUUUGAUUUUAUUACAAAUUCUACAAAAAGCAAUGGUUUUGUAGCAUUACUCUUUGUCUCACUUGUUUUAUUUUGUUGUUUUGUAAGAAAACAUGAAUUAAGAGAGAUCACAGUGUUUUUUUUGUUUUUUUUGUUUUUUUUUUUUUACAAGAAAUAAAGCUUAAAAUAAGAAACCUUUAGAUGUUCUUUGGAGAAAAUGUAUGUCAGGCUCAUCACCUAUUUUUCUCUUGGCUUGUCCUCUGAGAAUAUGCAGGUUGUGUACAGAAUAUUCACUCAGGAAGCUGUAGAGUAAAAUUCUUGCUCACAGCAAGUUGCAAAAAGAGGAUGAAAGUAAGUGAUGUUGGAGUUCUAAUGGUCAUACCACUGUAAAUGUAAACGCUGCUGCUCUAGCGACAUCCAGACGUUCUGAAUGCUGAACCGAAAACCCUUCAGUGAAACAGAGCUUUUAUUUUUGCAUCACAUUGAUUUCAGAGUCAGCAGAAUAUUGCUUUAAAUAACACAUAAACUCUUUAUUGAAUUGCUCUACAUUCUAAAUAAAGUUCUGUGUAACUGCAUCUAAUAGUUAAAUCAGUUGUCGAUUUACUGGAGAUUGUUUUCUUGAUUAAAUGAUUAAUUGUUUGGUCUUUAAAAAUGGUCAUCACAUUAUCAUCUUCGAAUAUCUUGUUUUCUCUGCAACCCUGAAUGAAAGAAACCAGAAAAUACUCACAUUUAAGAAGCUGGAAUCAUAGAACUUGACUUUUAAAUAAUAAGAAAUAAAAAUAGUCAAACCAAUUAAUCACUUACUAAAAUAGUAAUGGCCAUGUCAGAGUGGAAAAUCACAUUUCUUUCUGUUCUGUAAUUUUACCCUCAGCAAUACAAGGUGUUUUAUUUCACCUUUGAUUUAUCAGGUUGCAAAUGAUUAACCAUCGUAUCAUUUCACUGGUUUAUAUUGUGUAAUAAAAAUGUUGCAUCAA